GGAAUCACGAUCACCAAACACAAGCGAGCACGGACCCUUUCCCUUGUGCUCCUCAGCACCAAACCUCCUCCAGACUUCUUCCCCGCCCCCUGAUUUUCAUCGACAUUCCAUCCCGGUACCCCACGUGUUGGUACCUGCGUCACUGGAGACCGAAGCUUCUUUCACAGAGUCACAAACUUCCCGCGCCGAGCCUUGAUCGACCUCUCACGAAUUCACAAUGCCGUGCCGGCACAACCGUCUUGAGGUUAUUCGCACGUCCAACCAUCGGUUUUGCGCUGUAUCGAGAAGUGGAGGCGGUCCGGACCGGACAACUGACCGAGCGAUCGCGUCUCCGGAGAUUAACGACAAUUCUGCACAGCCCGGCACCUUAGUGAGCUUGGGCCUCAAUGACGAUCUGCUUCCAGGUCUCCUGUCAUCUCCAGCCAGACGAGCGAAAAGAAGGUCAAAUUGGUAUCCGCGAUCGGUUCAUGCGAAAGCGCGGCACAAACCUCAGUUCCCUGCCUCGACCUUGGGCAGUUUCGUGUUUCGAGUCCGAUCGCUGGCAGGUGAAAUUGUUAGUGCAGCAGGUUCCACAAAGGCUUGGCAGUCGAGUCAAGCUCAACAGUCAACCAGCAUGAUCCGUAGAAGAACGCCUCUGUCAGGUAAAGCAGUUCCAUCGAGUUGCUCCUUUGUUUUUGUAAAAUUGCCCAUCUUUAUUCUCUACCUCAUAGUUACCGCUGAAAUCCCUAUACCACCUUAGAAGUAGAUCGCUAACAGCAAACAAAAAAACACAGUCU
Neurospora tetraspora is the source of this 776-nucleotide messenger RNA. RefSeq lists its product as uncharacterized. Lineage: Eukaryota; Fungi; Ascomycota; Sordariomycetes; Sordariales; Sordariaceae. The record is from RefSeq and is a predicted model, not a curated record. The transcript is spliced from 2 exons. Bases 218 to 739 code for a protein of 173 amino acids.